Brachypodium distachyon (stiff brome) is the source of this 4001-nucleotide messenger RNA. RefSeq lists its product as uncharacterized. The record is from RefSeq and is a predicted model, not a curated record. Bases 1076 to 3610 code for a protein of 844 amino acids. The transcript has 7 exons. Lineage: Eukaryota; Viridiplantae; Streptophyta; Magnoliopsida; Poales; Poaceae.
UGACGUGGGAAAGAGUGACAGACUAAAAUACAGACAGAUAUAAAAUCAAAAUCCGCUCCUUUAAUCCGCAAAACCAAAGUACAAAAUACCCUGCAAAUCCUAUCUCCCCCUUCUCUUCACACAGAGAGAGAGAGAGAGAGAGAGAGAGCGAGCGCUGGGGCAUGAGAGCGAUGAUUGUAGGAGCCUCAGUAGGAGCAGCGCAGCCACACAGGGCAAGGUGCUCCACGUCCUAAGAAACCUCCCCGAUUGCCAAGGAGAAGCGGUGCAUGCGUCUCCACGGCGGAUGGUCCAGUUUCUUGAAGGAUACGGAGGAGGAAUUGGAAAGGAUCAAAAAGAUUUCAAUUUGGGCCGUUCACAUGGUCCUGUGAAAAGGGGGCAGUCCUGUUGGCUGUGAGUAUUCGUCCAUCCACAUUUGUUAAUUUGGUUUCGGAUUUGGAGACCGGAGAGAAUUCCAUCUUGGUGCUGGUGGCGGCGCGUUUUGGGGGUUCGCAGUUCGCUGUGAAGAAACGGAGGAUCAGAAGGGGGAAAGAGCACCUUCUGGGUUCCGAGAUUGCUCCGGGCACACAGGUCUUUCUUGCUUGCAAGAUUCUGAAUUGCUGGAGCCUGAAAGUCUGAAACUCCACGGCGUGGCCUGCAUGUUUGCUCUGCUCUCUGCUUUUCUUUUGCGUGUUUAGAUCUUUCUGAGAUAUUCCCUUCCGGCGUGCCAAGUUUCUCGAUUUUGGACGUGAAUUCCAAGUCUGGAGGCAUCCUGUGGAAACCGAGGAAGCACGGCAAUUACAAGAAGGGUUUCUUGUUGGGUUAUCCGACCAUUUCGAUCUGUUUCUGCCGGCCUUCAAUAAGUUUCUUUAUUGCUCAAGGCCCGGAGGUUGGAUUUUGAGCUCUCUCUGAUAUUGGUGCCAAGUUUCAAGAGGAGAGCAACCGGGCACAUACAAGGCAAUUCAGAUGAUUCAGCAGGUCGUUUCCCAAGAACAGUGGUAGAGGCACCAAGCUUCUUGUUACCUGGCGGCUUCUCUCAUCAAUUACUCACUGGUUAACUUGUCUGAAGAGAGAAAUUAGAAGGUAACUUUAUCUGACCAUGUUGUCUUCCAGCAUGGAAAAUACAAGUUACAAACAGCGGAGCAAGACCGAGAAGGUUCAGGUUGGCUGCAUGUCAGGGCUGAUCAGCAUGUUUCACUUUCGUCGUAGUCCAAAAUUUCUUUCAGACGGGAGCCGUCGAUUUAGUAGGUAUUCAGUUAGAAGUGACAUAAAAGGUUCUGAAGAUUUCAAUGGAAUUAUGGCUGCUGAUAGUAACAAAGACCAUGGGAUUAAAGCAAUUCAUGCCGGGAGGGCAAGUAUUAAAGCACUGAUGGAAGAAGAGAUGACUAGUGACACACAGCCCUUGAAGCAAACACAAAAAAACACACUUGUGGAAUUCUCUAAUGAUGUGAAGUCAGUGAAUCUGCAUGAAGGAUCUGAGAUUGACCUAAAUUUGGCUGCAAGUCUCAUGGAAAUAUACAGAAGCCAUAAUGAAGGUCAAGACAGUAUCGAUUCGGUUGGAUCGGGUCAUAAUUGCGAUUCGAUUGAUCAAGAGAACAAUACUGGUGCGGGUGCACAUCCCAAUCGGAUCCCCUCUAUUAUUCAGAAAGCACUAGAAGAUUUGGCCGAAGCUGUAAUAAGCCAUCAAUCUGCGAAUGCGAAAUACAUAACCAGCAGUGGUGAAGCAAGGUCCAAAGAACUAGUUGAUGCACUGCAGCUGCUGAGCUCAAAUAAAGAGUUGUUUCUGAUGCUUCUUCAAGACCCAAGCUCUAGAUUGUUACAAUGCCUCCAGAACCUUUACACAUCACUGGGAGGUCCGAUGUUAGAACUGGCAGAGUCUGAUGAAGAAACUAAGUUGCAAGGGGUUUCAACAUGUAAAAUGCAAAGAACGCAUAAUUCUUUCUUGAUGGAGGAUAAAUUAGUCAUGAGGAAACCAUCAAAGUUAAAUGAUAGUUCCCGUGGCCUUAGCAGAAUAGUAAUCCUGAAGCCAAGUUCUACAAGAAGUCAGAGUAGUCUGAUCUCAAGUAGUGUAACUUCUUCACCACUAUCAAAUAAUACUAAUCUGCAAGGUCAGGAAGAAAGUGAUAAACCUGCUCACCAUUUCUCUCUUAGAGAACUUAGAAGAAGGCUAAGGCUUGCCACCAUGAAUAGUACAUUUGAGAAAGCUGAUUCACUCAAGCAGUUUCCUGUGGAAAGCAUGUCGAUAAGUUCAGAAAGUACAGAUUCUUCUGACUGUGAGAUAGCUAAGCAACCAUCCAUUGUCGAGAAGGAAACAAACCUUGAAGAUAGUGGAAAUGGCAUGGGAAAUGAUGCCACUCAUGAUGUUGGCUCUUUCUCCUAUGAAAAAGCUAAGAAGCAUAUAAUUGAGAAGCUACAAAGUCAAGAUGAAGACAGUUCUCAGAUUUUAUGUAAAUCAGAAUCCUUUGGGAGAUUAAUUUCAUAUCCGGAGUAUGACACAUUUUCUCCCAGCCGUUGCCCUCAAGAGGAGGACACAAGCAUAUUACCAGAAGCUUCAGACUCAUUAGCGUUACAAAUUAUUGAGCAAGACGCUGAACCAACAAUCCAACACCAGGAGACAAUAUCAGCCGACGCAAGCGUUUUAGCUAACAAACAGUUGGAUGAACUCGGGACAGAUCAUGGCAGCCAUCCAUUCAAGGAGGACACUAUUUCUCAGGAGCUGACCAAUGAAGAUGUUGAAAACAAGCAGGAUGCAGUGAAAAAACAACAACUCUGUACCGAGGUCGAAAAUUCAUGUGAAAGCUUAGAACAAAUAAAUUCAGACCCACUUUGCUUGGAGGAGCGACAUCACGCUAAUGUGUUGGCAGAAGUGCCCCUGUAUUCUCCUGAGGAGCAGAACAAUCGUAGUCCAUCAGCAGUUAUUGGAUUAGCCAAGCCAUCCAUAUUGACGUUUGCUUGCUUGUCAGAGAAUGCUGAUGAAAAAGAGGAGAAGCUGAGUCCACAAUCCGUUCUAGAUUCUUCCCUAGGAAGUACUAGUCCUAGCCACAAAACCAGAAAGCAAGAUGAGUUGUCCAUGCCUAGCUCAAGAAUUCUUUUUGAAGAACUUGACACUCCCUCGUCUCCGACCUUGCAGAACAGACCAGAGAUAUCAGUUCUUUAUGAUAAAUAUGAAAGGGUUUCCUUCAUUAAAUAUGUGCUAGAAGCUUCAGAAUUGUUGGCCGAUGGAAGUUCGGAGAGGUGGUAUAUGAAUGUGUUAGUGCUUGAGACAUCUGUUUUGGCAGAAGUAGGAACAUCAUACUGCCUGACGGACGAUGUGGUUCUUCUUUUUGACUGCGUGGAAGAAGUUCUUCUUAGGAUAAGGGAUAAUUUCUUUGGUGCUGAUCCUUGGGUAGCUUUCCUGAAACACAACGUGAGACCAGCUCCCCUGGGAACGGAACUCGUUAAAGAGGUGGCUAAGUGCAUCGACUCUCUUGUCAGUACUGAAUUUCCAAAAACAUUAGAUCAGGUGGUCCUGAAAGACUUAGAAACUGGACCGUGGGUAGACCUACGAUGCGAUACUGAAAGCGUUGUUAUUGAGGUGUGGCAUGGUGUGCUUGAUGACUUAAUGGAGGAGAUGAUAUUUGACCUGUGGCUUUAAGAUUGUAGAGCUUUGUAGUUGUAGUCAUCCAUGAAGCUACAUCCGACCAAAAUUGAAAAGGAUUUUAUAGAUAAAACAGUGUUUUCUUCAGAAAAUGAUGAAGAUUCAGCAAUGUUCUGUUAAAAGGAGAGAUAAAGUGAGUAUGAUAGAUUUUCAACAGAUUAUAGAGUUAGGCAUUUCAUCAUGAUUGGAUUGGAAUUUCAUUUUCCGGAUGUAGUGAAUAACAGUUUUUUCGCAGCACAAUAACUGUGUCCUACUGUUAAUAAUACUAUAAUAUAAUCCUGAAUGGAUUUGGUCACAAACACCAGGAAUUGUUCUGUUAUGUUUUUUUUCUUACUUCCUGUUCCCUGUAAAGAUGUUGAAAAUAGGAAAUAUAAGCUUUGUUUAUGCA